CUCGUGUAGAAAAUAAAAUAAAAUAAAGUAGUAUAAUAAAAACCAAAUUAAGCUCAAAGAGAAAGAGAUACAGAGAGAGGUGAAUAGAGAGAAUUGAUCAUCAGCAGCAAUGGAAUUGGAAGGUGUUGAAGUUGAACGACCACUUAAACUACACUUCAUUCCAUUUCUAGCACCUGGUCAUAUGAUCCCUCUAUGUGACAUUGCAACUUUGUUUGCAUGCCGUGCCCAACAAGUCACCAUCAUCACAACUCCCUCCAACGCCAAAUUCCUUAACAAAUCCCUCUCCUCCGCCAAUCCCUUAUUCCUCCGCAUUCACACCGUUGAUUUCCCCUCCCAACAAGUCGGCCUCCCCAAUGGCAUCGAAUCCAUGUCCAACACUCCCGACCUUGACUCCUCCCAUAAACUCUACAGAGGCGCGAUGCUCCUCCACGAACAAAUUCAGGAUUUCAUGGAGGCGGAUCCACCUGACUGCAUCAUCGCCGAUUUCAUGUACACUUGGGUUAAUGACUUAGCCACUAAGCUUCAUGUCCCGAAGCUUGCCUUCAAUGGAUUUUCCCUCUUUACUGUCUCCCUCAUGGAAACCUUUAGAACAAACCCAUCACUUCAUUCUCUCACGGAUUCAGGUUCAUUUGUUGUUCCAAAUUUUCCUUACCAUAUCACAUUGUGCUCAAGACCGCCAAAGUCAUACACUGGAUUCAUGGAACCGCUGUUGGAGAAAGAGGUAAAAAGCAAUGGACUCAUUGUUAACAAUUUUGCUGAACUUGACGGUGAAGAAUGCAUUGAACACUACGAGAAAAAGACGGGUCAUAAGGCUUGGCAUCUUGGUCCAGCUUCUCUCAUUCGCAAAACUGUUCAAGAGAAAGCAGAGAGGGGACAAGAGAGUGCGGUGAGCGUGCAUGAGUGUCUGAGUUGGCUCAACUCGAAGAGAGAUAACACAGUGUUAUACAUAUGCUUCGGAAGCAUCUGUCAUUACUCGGAGAAACAACUUUAUGAAAUCGCGUGUGCUAUAGAAGCAUCGGGUCACAAAUUCAUAUGGGUUGUUCCUGAGAAAAUAGGGAAAGAAGAUGAAAGUGAUGAGGAGAAGGAAAAAUGGUUGCCAAAGGGAUUCGAAGAGAAAAACAUUGGGAAGCAGGGUUUGAUUAUUAGGGGUUGGGCCCCGCAGGUUUUGAUAUUGAGUCACCCGGCUGUGGGGGGAUUUAUGACGCAUUGCGGUUGGAACUCCACCGUGGAGGCUGUCGGUGCGGGGGUUCCAAUGAUAACGUGGCCGGUUCAUGGCGAACAAUUCUACAACGAGAAGCUGAUAACAGAAGUGCGAGGGAUUGGUGUGGAAGUCGGUGCAACAGAAUGGUGUUUGUCUAGUUUUGCGGAGAGAGAGACGUUGGUGACGAGAGAUAGCAUAGAGAAGGCUGUGAGGAGAUUGAUGGAUGGUGGUGAUGAAGCUGAGAAAAUCAGACGCCGGGCUCAUGAGUUUAGGGAAAAGGCAAGAGGAGCCGUUCAAGAAGACGGCUCAUCUCAUAAGAAUUUGUCGGCCUUGAUUGACGAAUUGAAAAGAUUGAGAGACCGCAAGCCAUUUGAGUAGUACCAGUAAAAUUGUAGUAAUGAUUUCAGUAAGUUUUACUUGUUUUCGUUUAACUUUUAUGCUCAUUUACAUUUCUAAUCAAUAAAUUUUCAUUCCAAUUAUUUACUUUUCUACUUUUUUUUUCUUUGGCUUUUCCAAAAAAAAUAAAUUUACUUUUCUAAUUUGAAA
Trifolium pratense (red clover) is the source of this 1747-nucleotide messenger RNA. Its product is annotated as UDP-glucose flavonoid 3-O-glucosyltransferase 7-like. The coding region runs from base 110 to 1579 and encodes 489 amino acids. Lineage: Eukaryota; Viridiplantae; Streptophyta; Magnoliopsida; Fabales; Fabaceae. The record is from RefSeq and is a predicted model, not a curated record. The transcript has a single exon. Gene Ontology annotation, molecular function: UDP-glycosyltransferase activity.